Messenger RNA from Mytilus trossulus (common blue mussel), 1182 nucleotides. Its product is annotated as 1-deoxyxylulose-5-phosphate synthase YajO-like. Bases 35 to 1165 code for a protein of 376 amino acids. Gene Ontology annotation, molecular function: oxidoreductase activity. The transcript is spliced from 8 exons. NCBI's taxonomy places the organism in Eukaryota, Metazoa, Mollusca, Bivalvia, Mytilida, Mytilidae. The record is from RefSeq and is a predicted model, not a curated record.
AGGUAAGCUGAACAGAUAACAUAGCUUAGGUAAAAUGGCGGCCACUAAAGAAGGAUGCAGUGUAGAAUAUACCCAUGUUGGAAAAUCAGGACUAAAGGUUUCCAACGUAUGUCUUGGAACCAUGACUUUUGGUAGAAAAGAAGAUCAUGCUAUGUACAGCUGUCCAACACAAGCAGAUGAGGAAAGGUCUCAUAAAUUGUUAGACCGCUAUGUGGAACUUGGUGGCAACUUUUUGGACACUGCUAAUGUGUAUUGUUUCGGCCAGUCAGAAAAAAUAAUCGGAACAUGGUUAAAAAAACAGAAAAGAGAUAACAUAGUUUUGGCUUCAAAGGUUCGGGCCCCGAUGGGAACGGAACCUAACAGUGUUGGUCUUAGCAGACGACACAUUAUCAAGAGCUGUGAGGACAGUUUAGAACGACUUCAGACAGAUUACAUUGACCUUUAUCAGACUCACCUUUGGGAUGAUGCUACGCCAAUUGAAGAGACUUUGGGAACUUUGGAUGACUUGGUAAAAUGUGGAAAAGUUCGUUAUAUUGGAGCAUCCAAUUUGGUCGGUUGGCAAAUGCAGAAAGUUGUAGAUGUAACGAAAUAUAUGGGUCUUACACCACUGAUAAGCCUACAGCAACAAUAUAAUCUCUUGACCCGACAUCCAGAAUUUGAAGAAUUCCAAGUUUGUAAAAAUGAAGGUUUAGGAGUUCUUCCAUGGAGUCCUCUAAAGGGUGGUGUUCUUACUGGUAAAUACAAACGAGGUGAGAAACUUGACCACAAUAGUGGACGUAUUGCUUUUGUGGCUAAAGAUGAAAGCAAGGCCAUGCAAGCUGCUCCGGCAUGGAGUCAGUAUGCGAACAAUGAAUCGUACUGGAGUCUUAUAAGUACAAUGGAAGAAAUAGGAAAGGCUCAUGGAAAGUCUGUGGCUCAGGUUGCCUUGAAAUGGACCCUUCAGAAAGAUGUUGUGGCAUCUGUAAUAAUUGGUGCCACAUCAAUCAAACAACUAGAAGACAAUAUGGCAGUUGGUAGCGGUUGGAGUUUAACAAAAGAAGAGAUGGAGAAAUUAGACCAGGUUUCUAUACCAGAUAUACCUUACCCAUAUGAAAUGUCAUGGAGAUCAAAUGCUGCUCGGGUCAAUAGAUACAAUCCCAGACCAUUUGUAGCAAAUAUAUAUUGACAUAUCAAACUUUUUAA